GAGAGCGAGAGAGAGAUAACUGUAACAAGGAUGCUUUCCAUCUCUCUGUACAGAAACAGAGUGCAUCGGGGCGAUAUCAGACAUACCUUGGUUACUGGUAGCCUAUAUCAGCCCUUUUAUCUUUACUUAACAGUCUUCAUCAAGCGAGCAAGGUAACAUGCGAUUAAGGAUUACAUUCACUUCUCAUUAGUAACGCCUUGGUGUUUUGUUCAUGAUUUUAUGAAAUCAUCUCAAGUGGGGUGACUGAGGAGACCCAGAUGGGGUAUUAGCCUAGGCUACACUCGCUUCUUUUGUCCUCGAUUGUACUACUGGCAUCUGGAAACAAGCCCCGCGUUUAGCGCACUGGAGCGAGAUAUACUGCCAUGCUGCUAAGGAGUAAGCAAUCGGUCGCUGAGUAAGCAAUCAGUUGGGGGGCAGGAGUUCGCCCGACAAUAUCUUCUCUCUUGAACCAAUUUGGAGAGGAUGCCCUGGGCAAUAGAAUGGAAAUGUGAUUCUACGUUGGCUUAUUGUUUUUGACAGCCUUCUUGCCCACUCUUAUCCCUGCGGCGAGGAUGGUGCUGAAUGAACAGCUCCUUUUAUGCGCGGGAGCACUGAGGUGGCUAUGACGAGACUACGUGCCAAUACACAUACACAAAGAUUGGCCACUAAACUUGGAGUGCACGUGUUAUUCUUUCAUGGGUAGAAGCUGACGGAUUCCUCUCGGUUUCAUGGCUGGGGCACGGCGGAUAAAAACUUUGUUGACUGUAAACAUCUGCGUUUUUGUGGGCAUUAUACUGUUCUCGAUUUACUGCAGAAUUCAGGACCGCUCAGAGGAAUUCAUGAACAACGGCAGGACCACUGAGCAAAGAUCUAACCGUAGAAAUGGAAAAGUCACUAACUUUGUGGACAAGCAGGCUAUUCUUCAAAGGCUCGAGUAUCUUGAGGACGUGGUCUACCAUCAAUUAAACGGGCUGGGAAAGCCGGUUGGAUUGCUGGAGGGACAAAUGGGUCUGAGACAGGGGCAGGCCAGGAACCCUGCAACCCUGAGAAACCCUGUCCGUGACCCAGAUGGGGGAAAGUACAAAGAUUAUGGCUACAACGCACAGCUGAGCAAUCAAAUCCCGCUGGAUAGAUCCAUUCCCGACUACAGGCCGAAAAAGUGCAAGCUGAUGACUUACCCAGAUGACCUCCCUCAGAUGACGGUGGUGUUCAUCUUUGUAAACGAGGCCUUGUCUGUGAUCCUACGGUCAGUCCACAGCCUGGUCAAUCACACACCUGCAUACAUCCUCAAGGAGAUCAUCCUGGUGGACGACAACAGUGACAGUGUGGACCUAAAGCUGAACCUGGAUCAGUAUGUGAAUAAGAAUUAUCCAGGCCUAGUGAAGAUUGUCAGAAAUAGCAGACGAGAGGGACUUAUACGGGCCAGAAUCCUUGGAUGGAAAGCAGCCACUGCACCAGUUGUCGGCUUCUUUGACGCACAUGUUGAGUUCAACACAGCAUGGGCAGAGCCAAUCCUAACAAGAAUCAUGGAGGAUCGAACACGUAUUAUUCUGCCUUCGAUCGACAACAUCAAGCACAACACGUUUGAGGUGCAGCAGUAUGCUAACGCGGCCCAUGGCUACAACUGGGGCCUGUGGUGUAUGUACAUCAUCCCCCCUCAGGCCUGGCUGGACAGAGGAGAUCAGACGGCCCCCAUCAGGACCCCUGCCAUGAUUGGCUGCUCCUUUGUGGUGAACAGAGAAUACUUUAGAGAGAUUGGCCUUCUAGACCCAGGCAUGGAGGUGUAUGGAGGAGAGAACAUUGAGUUGGGCAUGAGGGUAUGGCAGUGCGGAGGGAGUAUGGAGGUUUUACCUUGUGCUCGGGUGGCACACAUUGAACGCACCAAGAAACCCUACAACAACGACAUUGAUUACUAUGCCAAGCGCAAUGCCUUGAGGGCAGCCGAGGUAUGGAUGGAUGACUACAAAUCCCAUGUAUACAUGGCCUGGAAUAUCCCCAUCAAUAACCCUGGGGUUGAUUUUGGAGAUGUUUCUGAGAGAAUCGCCUUGAGGAAGAAAUUGCAAUGUCGCAGUUUCCAGUGGUAUUUGCAGAAUGUGUAUCCAGAGAUGCGAGUGUACAACGACACCAUCACCUACGGCGAGAUGCGGAACAGCAAGGCCAGUGGCUAUUGCUUAGACCAAGGACCAGAUCAUGACAACAGUCCAAUUCUCUACCCGUGCCACGGCAUGACAUCUCAGCUGGCCCGUUACACGUCAGCGGGGCUUCUGCAGCUUGGUCCCCUGGGCUCCACUACGUUCCUGCCCAACACCAAGUGUCUGGUGGAUGAGGGACGAGGGCGGACGCCAAGUCUAAAUAAAUGUGAGGGAAUGUCACGCUCAUCACAGAGGCUUUGGGACUUUACUCAGAAUGGCCCAAUAAUCAGCAGAGACACUGGUCGUUGUUUGGAAGUAGAGAUGUCUAGAGAGGCCAGCUUCGGCCUGCGCCUAGUGGUCCAGAGGUGCUCUGGUCAGAGGUGGACUAUUAGGAACUGGAUCAAACCUCCACGACACUGAGGGCGGUCUCACACUCGAAAAGGAGGUACACCAUGUACAGGCCAGCUGAUGUCUACAAAGGGACAUGGGACCCCUGUAGCACUUGUACUAUCCUCUUCACAAAGAUUGUGUUCCUUUGGAUUGAGGCUAUAGACUCUGUUGUCUGUCCCUAGAAAGGUCAAGGAAAAGCAUCUUAACACCAACCUUCAACAAGCACCUCAAGACCAAGUCAUCACAAAGUAUGGAGGACACAUAUCCCUACGAAGAACCAUAGAAUGUACCAUAUCCACUACAGAGAUUGUCUUAGACAAUGAGAUUUGUGGUCUGUGAUACUGAAGGAUUUAGUAUAAACGAACUGGCAUCUCUUCACAAACCUGCACAGCAAAAUCAAUGGUGUACAUUUAACUCUGGAAUGUAAAAUUUACACUUUUCAGUGAACAUAUGAGUCCCACUGAACUGGUGUUCAAUUAACACGUUUGAAAGUGUUAAAGAUUUAACAAUUUUGCAGUGCUCCCCAUUCAACUCUUAAAGUGUUCAAAUGAACUUGAUUGUGGUGUUUGCAUAGAUCUAUUGUAGAAAAAUAAGCAACACCAACAGUGUAAAACAUAACACUUGGUUUAGAGCAGGGCUCUCCAGCGCUGUUCCUGGACAGCUACCGGCCUAUCGAUUUUUGCGACAACCCUAAUCUGCUGCACCUGAUUCUAAUAAUUAGCUGGUUGAUAAGAUGAAUCAGGUUAGUUACAACUGGGGUUGGAGCGAAAACCUACAGGAGGGUAGCUCUCCAGGAACAGGGUUAGAGAGCCCAGAUUUACAGUAAACUGGACUCCCUUUGCUUUGUGCUGAUGCUGUCACACUUUCUCCGUGUAAGAAAUGAACAAUUGUUACAGUAUAUCAUUUUCGGGUUUUAACACUGUUUGGUGUAAAGCCUAAUUUGCAUAUUUAUUUGAGUGAAUUGUAGAGUUACUACCCAUGACUGUAUUUGUUAGUGAUUUGUUAGGGUAUUGAAUUCUUUCAUUUUAAAGGCAUGUGGCUUUCACCAAGUGAGUACCUAGGCAAAUGCAAUCCUUAAAAUUGGACUCUAUGACAAUAUAAUACAUACAGUGAGCUCAAAAAGUAUUGGGACAGUGGCAAAUAUGUUGUUAUUUUGGCUCCGUACUCCAGUACUUAGGAUUUGAAAUGAUACAAUGACUAUGAGGUUAAAGUGCAUACUGUCAGCUUUAAUUUUAUGAUAUUUGGAUGCAUUUGCUGUUUGUUUUGGUUGUGUUUCAGAUGAUUUUGUGCCCAAUAGAAAAUAAUGGUAAAUAGUGUAUUGUGUCAUUUUGAAUAAUUGUAUUGUAAAUAAGAGUGGUGUUGUAGUACUCAAGACAGUCCGGUUUCCGGACCACAUAUUGAGUGUCUCAGUCUUGUCUCGGUGUUGGAUACAUUUGUACUCGGUCUUGGACAGUGAGGACUCCUAAUUUCUUCCCGAGGCCAGCCGAAACCAGCGGAUUAAAAAGCUUCCAUUCAGUCAGCGCAUAAAACCUCUUUGCCAGGCCAAAUAUAUACACUUCUUUCUUGAAACACUAAUACAGUGCCUUGCAAAGUAUUCGUCUCUUGGCGUUUUUCCUAUUUUGUUGCAUUACAACCUGUAAUUUGAAUGGAUUUUUAUUUGGAUUUCAUGUAAUGGACAUACACAAAAUAGUCCAAAUUGGUGAAGUGAAAUGAAAAAGAUUUACUUUUUCAAAAAUAUUUUUUUAAAUUAAAAAACAGAAAACUGGUGUGUGCAUGUGUAUUCACCCCCUUUGCUAUGAAGCCUCUAAAUAAGAUCUGGUGCAACUAAUUACCUUCAGAAGUCACAUAAUUAUUCAAAGUCCACCUGUGUGCAAUCUAAGUGUCACAGGAUCUGUCACAUGAUCUCAGUAUAUAUACACCUGUUCUGAAAGGCCCCAGAGUCUGCAACACCACUAAGCAAGUGGCACCAUGAAGACCAAGGAGCUCUCCAAACUGGUCAGGGACAAAGUUGUGGAGAAGUACAGAUCAGGGCUGGGUUAUAAAAAAAUAUCAGAAACUUUGAACAUCCCACGGAGCAAUAUUAAAUCCAUUAUUAAAAAAUGGAAAGAAUAUGGCACCACAACAAACCUGCCAAGAAAGGGCCGCCCACCAAAACUCAUAGACCAGGCAAGAAGGGCAUUAAUCAGAGAGGCAACAAAGAGACCAAAGAUAACCCUGAAGGAGCUGCAAAGCUCCACAGCGGAGAUUGGAGUAUCUGUCCAUAGGACCACUAUAAGCCGUACACUCCACAGAGCUGGGCUUUAUGGAAGAGUGGCCAGAAAAAAAGCCAUUGCUUAAAGAAAGAAAUAAGCAAACACGUUUGGUGUUCGCCAAAAGGCAUGUGGGAUUUUCCACAAACAUAUGGAAGAAGGUACGCUGGUCAAGUGAGACAAAAAUGUUGCUUUUUGGCCAUCAAGGAAAACACUAUGUCUGUUGCAAACCCAACACCUCUCAUCACCCCAAGAACACCAUCGGCAGUGAUUGGGAAACUGGUCAGAAUUGAAGGAAUGAUGGAUGCCGCUAAAUAGAGGGAAAUUCUUGAGGGAAACCUGUUUCAGUCUCCCAGAGAUUUGAGACUGGGACAGAGGUUCACCUUCCAGCAGGAUAAUGACCCUAAGCAUACUGCUAAAGCAACACUCAAGUGGUUUAAGGGGAAACAUUUAAAUGUCUUGGAAUGGCCUAGUCAAAGCUCAGACCUCAAUCCAAUUGAGAAUCUGUGGUAUGACUUAAAGAUUGCUGUACAACAGGGGAACCCACCCAACUUGAAGGAGCUGGAACAGUUUUGCCUUGACGAAUGGGAAGAAAUCCCAGUGGCUAGAUGUGCCAAGCUUUUUGAGACAUACCCCAAGAGAGUUGCAGCUGUAAUUGCUGCAAAAGGUGGCUCUACAAAGUAUUGACUUUUGGGUGAAUAGUUGUGCACGCUGAAGUUAUUUCUUGUUUGUUUCACAAUAAAAAAUAUUUAGCAUCUUCAAAGUGGUAGGCAUGUUGUGUAAAUCAAUCGAUACAAACCCCCCAAAAAUCUAUUUUAAUUCCAGGUUGUAAGGCAACAAAAUAGGAAAAAUGCCAAGGUGGUGAAUACUUUCGCAAGCCACUGUACAAUAUCUUAGCAGCCUUUAUAUAUAUUAUAGACGUUUUUGCACAGUGGCAAACAUAUAGGCCUUAAGUGUGUGACAGGUUUGUGAUUCUGAAAGGACAGCAACCGUAAUACCAGCUCCCUCAUGUAUGAGAGUGCACUUUUUGUAAAACCCAAUGGGCCAGUGGUGUAGUGGAGGAUAUAUGCAGGUACAAACCGUACACCCACUUUUUUUUUCAUUGAGCAUUGCCUAUACUCACUUCUUACACUUCGAACACACCGACAGCAUCAUUGCGCAAAAUAGUACGCAGCACCAUCUGGAUAUAUAUCCAACAAAAGUUCAACAUUCACCUUUUCUGUCUUGUCUGUCUACGCGUACAGUUUGACGCAUAUGUUUGAUAAAUUCAACAUAUGCACCACACCAAACGCACUGCAACUACCUCUGCAACGCAAUGCUACAAGGCAAACGCAGCGUUUCAUUGGAAAUUAAUGUCAUUCUGGUGUACCAAAAUGCAAUGAUGCUGUCAGUGUGUUCAAAGCGGUAUGCUUCGAACACACCGAGAGCAUCAUUGUGCAAAAUAGUACGCAGCAUCAUCUGGAUAUGUAAAAAGUUCAACAUUCACUUUCUGCUACCAUUUCUGUCAAGCUAUCUACGCAUACAGUUUGAUGCAUACAUUCGAUAAAUCCAAUUUAUGCAUCACACCGAAAGCAUUCUGGUGUACCAAAAUGCAACGACGCUGUCAGUGUGUUCGAAGCACUAAUCCCUACUGAUGCGUUUCAAAGUAGUGUAGUGGAGGCAUACGUCAGUAGCCAGUAGGGUAGGAAAAACAUUUCAAUUCAUCAUAUCUACCAGUAAAUGCUAACUAAGGUGACAAUGGGUAUGCAAACCAGGUUACUAGGCUAUUUGCAAUGCACAAUUGUCAUCAUGUGCUGUUUGCAUCAGGGGCGUAGACAUGGAUGGGCCUGGGUGGACAGAGGCCCACUGGGGAGCCAUGCCCUGGCAAGCCCACCCAAUCAGAUUGAUGUGGUUUAAGCAUUGUUGUGGACUUAGACCAAAGUUUUGUAUUUUUCUGUAAAAAAAGGUGUGGUUUUGAGAGUGAAAAUCUAAAAUAUCUAUAGGAAAACUCAUAAAAAAGGAAAUCAUUUUUCACACAGGGUUCCUUUCCUUUACUGGGUAGGCAUACACAUAUUUAGCAGAUGUUAUUGCGGGUGUAGCGAAAUGCUUGUGUUCCUAGCUCCAACAGUGCAGUAGUAGCUAACAAUUCACAACAAUGCACACAAAUAUAAAAGUAAAAUAAUGGAAAUAAGAAAUAUAUAAAUAUUAGGAUGAGCAAUGUUGGAAUGGCAUUGACUAAAAUACAGUAGAAAACAGUAUAUACAUAUGCAAUGAGUAAAGCAGUAUGUAAACAUUAUUAAAGUAACUAGUGUUCCAUUAUUAAAGUGACCAGUGAUUCCAUGUCCUUUAUGAUCUUUUUGGCCUUUCUGUGACAUCGGGUGCUGUAGGUGUCCUGAGGGCAGGAAGUGUGCCCCCGGUUAUGUUUUGGGCAGACCGCACCACCCUCUGGAGAACCCUGCGGUUGCGGGUGGGGCACUUGGUGAUACAGGAUGCUUUCAGUUGUGCAUCUGUAAAGGUUUGUGAGGGUCUUAGUGGCCAAGCCGAAUUUCUUCAGCCUCCUGAGGUUGAAGAGGCGCUGUUGCGCCUUCUUCACCACACUAUCUGUGUGCGAGGACCAUUUCAGUUAGUCAGUGAUGUGUACUCCGUGGAACCUUCUCCUAUGUGGUCCCGUCGAUGUGGAUAUGGGGGUGCUCCCUCUGCUGCCUCCUGAAGUCCACGAUCAGCUCCUUUAUUUCGUUGACGUUGAGGGAGAGGUUAUUUUCCUGGCAUCACUCCACCAGGGCCCUCACCACCUUGCUGUUGGCUGUCUCAUCAUUGUUGGUAAUCAGGCCUACUACUGUUGUGUCGUCUGCAAAGUUGAUGAUUGUGUUUGAGGCGUGCUUGGAGUACAGGAGGGGGCUGAGCACGCACCGUUGUGGAGCCCCUGUGUUGAGGAUCAGCGUAGUGGAGGUGUUGUUUCCUACCUUCACCACCUGGGGGUGGCCCAUCAGGAAGUCCAGGACCCAGUUGCACAGGGCGGGGUUCAGACCCAGGGCCCCGAGCUUAAUGAUGAGCUUGGAGGCCACUAUGGUGUUGAAGGCUGAGCUAUUGUCAAUAAACAGCAUUCUUACAUAGGUAUUCGUCUUGUCCAGAUGGGAUAAGGCAGUGUGCAGUACGAUGGCGAUUGCAUCGCCUGUGGACAUAUUGGGGCAGUAUGCAAAUGUAAGUGGGUCUCUAGGGUGUCAGGUAAGGUGGAGGUGAUAUGAUCCUUGACUAGCCUCUCAUAGCACUUCAUGAUGACUGAAGUGAGUGCUAUAGGGCGAUAGUCAUUUAGUUCAGUUACCUUUGCUUUCUUGUGUACAGGAACAAUGGUGGACAUCUUGAAGCAAGUGGAGACAGCAGACUGGGAUAGUGAGAGAUUGAAUAUAACACUCCAGCCAGCUGGUCUGCGCAUGCUCUGAGGACGCGGCUAGGGAAGCCGUCUGGGCUGGCAGCCUUGCGAGGGUUAACGCGCUUAAAUGUUUUACUUACUUCGGCCACGGAGAAUGAGAGCCCACAGUCCUUCGAAGUGGGCCGUGUUGGUGGCACUGUUUGAUCCUGAAAGUGGGCGAAGGUGUUUAGCUUGUCCGAGAGCAAGACGCUAAUGUCCGCAACGUGGCUAGUUUUCCCUUUGUAAUCGUGAUUGACUGUAGACCCUGUCACAUAUGUCUCAAUAAGCAGUCCAUAAUAAGCAGGUAGGUCCCAAUCAUAAGAAUACAAAAACACAACCAUUAAGCAUUUCCCAAUCACACUGUACAACUAUUACUUCCCAUUACAAAAACAUUUCAGUCUGGAAUUGGACUCGCAUUUUUCUGGUCUCAGUUUUGACUUGGUCUCGGAACCCUUGGCCCUCUCCCGGUCUCAACUCGGUCUCGCCCCCCCUCCGGUUUGGGUCUUGACUCGCACUCGAUUUGCUCCGGUCUUGGUCUUGAAUCGAUCUCACUUUAGGUUGUCUCGAACACAACACUGGUAAAUAAGAACAGAGUGUUUCUAAACAUUUCUACAUUAAUGUGGAUGCUACAAUGAUUAUGGACAAUCCUGAAUGAGUCGUGAAUAAUGGUGAAUGAGACAGUUAUAGAGGCAUAAAUAUCAUAUCAAAUAUUAAACGUUUGACUACUUUAAUACCAUAAUUGAAUUUGUCACAAUACUUUUGGACUGUGUACAAAAAGUGCUGUAAUUUCUCAACAGUCCACCAGAUAUGGAUAAAAAUACCCUCAAAUUAAAGCUGACGGUCUGCACUUUUAACCUCAUAGUCAAUGUAUCAUCCAAAGUGCUGGAAUACAGAGCCAAAACAACAAAAAAUGUGUCCCAAUACUUUUGGAGCUCACUGUAUAUCAUAAGGCCUUACUUUGAUGGCCUAGUUUUACCCUAACACAGUGGUGUUAUGAAACUCCUGGUUUACAGGCCACAUCAGGCCUGUAAGUCACAUCAUGCUGGCUUGCAAAGUGAUGUGUGAUUCUUAUUAGAAUCCAGCCUAUUAGAAUCCAGUUAGGAUAUCCAACAACUGGAAUUUUUAUUCACCAUCAACCUGCAUUCAGAAUGACUGUCAGGGUUAGGAAAGUUGAUAAGAAGACUACCUAAACCAUUUAGAGCUGCAAUAUGUAACUUUUUGGGCUACCCGACCAAAUUCCCAUAGAAGUGUAUGUUACAGAUAUGUCAUUCUCAUUGAAAGCAAAUCUAAGAAGCGGUAGAUCUGUUCUAUGUGCACUAUUUCUAUGCUUCUCGUCUUUUACUUUUGGUUUUGUACACCAGCUUCAAAGCUGAAAAUACAAUAUUUGUGGUUAUGGAACAUAUAUUUCACAGAGGUUUAGAUGGCACAAUGAUUAUUUACACUGUACUUGCUUGUUUUUUCACAUAAAUUCAAAUCAAGCAAACUAUUAGAAUUUUUAGCAACCAGGAUUUCUGCAUAGUGCGUCAUUAAACUCGUACAACUAUUUCAGUAUCGGGUGCAAUAAAUCAAACUAAUUGAUUGGAUUAGAAAAUGUAUGUUAUUUAUCUUUGUAUAGCAUAAGAUUAAUCAAUCAAGUGCCUCCCGAGUGGCGUAGCAGUCUAAGACAUUGCAUUGCAAGCUAUGUUGCUACAGAUGCUGGUUCGAUACCCACCUGUGUCUCAGGUGCAACAGGGAGACCCAUGAGGCGGUGCACAAUUGGCCCAGCGUCGUCCGGGUUAGGGGAGGGUUUGGCUGGCUGGGAUGACCUUGUCCCAUCAUGCUGUAGCGACUCCUGCGUCAGCGACCGGGCCUGACAAGAGAAAAAAGUGAUUCAACAUUUUUAUGACAUGUUUGUGUUCCUUCUUGACGAGUGAUUUUGUAUGAGAGCUACAUUUUAGACUAUUGUUUAUCAUGAAAAGUGUUGGUUUCCCACCUCCAGAGCUGGUUCCACAUUCCUUUAUGCACAUGACUGACCUUGAGUUUCCAGGCUCUCUGAUUAUAUUUUAGAUGUAAGUGUUUCAGCCUGGCAGCAUGUGAAUAUGCUCUGUUAUCUCUGUGAUAUAGCACAGGGGAGGCAUGAUGAGAUGUGUCAUGUCAGAUGAUGUUUCAUGACGCCAACUGUCAUUUUCCACCAUCUGUACACCAGAGGAGAUUCAGUCCUGAGCUAUCAAAUUAAAUAUUUCUAAUCACUA
Messenger RNA from Salvelinus fontinalis (brook trout), 10369 nucleotides. RefSeq names its product polypeptide N-acetylgalactosaminyltransferase 9-like. Lineage: Eukaryota; Metazoa; Chordata; Actinopteri; Salmoniformes; Salmonidae. The coding region runs from base 708 to 2531 and encodes 607 amino acids. Gene Ontology annotation, cellular component: Golgi apparatus. The record is from RefSeq and is a predicted model, not a curated record. The transcript has 10 exons.